CUCAGACAUUUAUUUAUUUUUAUUUAUUAAUUAAACCAAACUAUGGCCCGUCAAUUUGAUGUCGUUCCACCAUUACAAGAGGCGUUUAGUCUUUGUCGGCGGCACGUCUUCUCAAGGUAACUUAUUGGCCAUAAAAAAUGAAAAUAGUGUGUACUAUGCCAUGUAAGCUAGCUACUAGCUAACAAUACAAACGUGAAAAUAUAGCGAAUAAAUCCUAACUAAAAAGAAAAAUGGCUAACAAACAUAUAUCCAAUAAGAAACAAGACUAAAACAUAUCUAAAAAGGAAACAAGGCUAAUAAACGCAGCUAAAUAAUGUAGCCUAAUGGACGUUGUGUUUUAGGGUGGUCAAAAGUACCGAUACUUCGAUAGCUAGUACCGAUACUUCGAUAGCUAGUCGAUACAAACGUGCAAAAAAAAAUACAUGUGGCGAAAUGGACUAUAGGUUCAAGCCAAAUUGCCACUUUACAUGUAGAUAACAGACAAGAUGGACUUAGACCUUUUUGUUUAGCAUUAAAAUCUGAUAACACCACUUUGGGAAGUUAUAAUACCAACAAGACACAGGUUCGAUACCAAUGAGGCAGGAGGCGUGAGCGGCAGUAAAUUUUUUUACAAAGCAUUAGAAUUUACCCCCCUCCCCGCCAAAAUAAAAAUAAAAAAGAUAUAUAUAUAUAUGUAUGUGUGGGAAAGAAAAUCACAAGACUACUUCAUCUCUACAGGCCUGUUUCAUGAGGGGGUUCCCUCAAUCAUCAGGAGAAAUCUCCUGAUGAUCACGUUAAUUAAAAUGCAAAGUAAAGCCUAUUUAAUAGAAAUAUUAUUUGUUACAACAUUACGCCCCCCCUCCUCCCCUCGCACGGUGCACCCCCUCCCUUCCCGUAUCAUGACUCUUUUUGGACGUCACCACAUCAAAAAAUCAACACAAGAUGUCAAAACGGCCAAAACUGUCAGGUGCCCAGGGAAGAAAAAAGAGAAAAGAAGAGGAGAAACGAGAAAAGACAGAGGUAGCAGAAAGUAGUACGUUGGCCACGCCCCCCUGCCGUCAGGGGCAAAGAGAAUCAUAACACAAGAUGGCAUCCGGCCGUCUGCUGCUGCUGCUGGUGACCUUUUUGCUUCCUGUCGCCGGGAGACAACCCGCCGCCUCUGACUCAGACUCAGUCGCCACGGGGACGUCCUCCGAAGACGAGUCCUCCUCCGAGGAGAUGUCGACGAGCAGCGAACACCUGGCACAUCAAGCGAUGGCGCCGCGGUGGACGUCCCCGGAGAAGAUGGACCGAGAGCUGUACGUCCUUCCCGCCAGUGCCAGCGUGAAGCUCCGUUGCCCGGCGACGGGGAGUCCGCCGUUGCAGCUGCUCUGGUACAAGAACGGCAAAGACGUGCGUCAAGAUCAAAGACUCGGCGGCUACAAGAUCAGAAACCACGCGUGGACGCUGAAAUUGGACUCGCUGGUUCCGUCCGACCGAGGCAACUACACGUGCGUGGUGGAGAACGAGCACGGCAGCAUCCGACACAUGUACCGACUGGACGUCAUCGAGCGCCCCGCCUCCAGACCCCUCCUCCAGGCCGGCAUGCCGGCCAAUCAGACGGCGGUGGUCGGCAGCGACGUGGCGUUCACGUGUCGCGUCUUCAGCGACGCGCAGCCUCACGUGCAGUGGGUCAAACACGGCCGCCGACCCGACGGAAGCCCGAGCAGACUCGUCGUCAAGACGGGGAACUUGAACACAACCGAAGAAAACAUGGAGGUUCUCACUCUAAAGAACAUAAGCAGCGCCGACGCCGCCGAGUACACGUGUGUGGCGACUAACUCCAUUGGCGUCACGCAACACUCAGCCUGGCUCACGGUGCUCAAAGAUCCGCCCCCUGCCCCGCCCUCCUCCUCCAACUACCUGCUAACCUUCCUCUACUGUCUGGGCUUCUUCAUCCUCAUCACCUUGGUCUUCACGGCCGUCAUCUGCAAGUUGUGCUCCGUCCCCAGGAAGCGAGCGGUCAGCAGCCAGCUGGCGGUCCACAAGCUGGCAAAGAGCGUGGCCCUGAAAAGACAGGUGUCCCUGGCGUCGUCGUCCCCCUGGCAGUCCAAGAGGCCUCAGUUCAGCGGCCAGCAGGUUCCCUACGACCCUCAGUGGGAAAUUGUCCGGGACAGGCUGGUGCUGGGCAAGCCGCUGGGGGAGGGUUGCUUCGGACAGGUGGCCUUGGCGGAGGUCGUCGGCAUGGACGAGGAGCGGCCGGCGUGUGUCACCGAGGUGGCGGUGAAGAUGCUGAAAGCGGACGCUGGCGAGAAGGACCGACUCGACCUCGUCUCAGAGAUGGAAAUGAUGAAGACGAUCGGUCGCCACAAGAACAUCAUCAACCUGAUCGGCGCCUGCACGCGUGAUGGCCCGCUGUACGUGGUGGUGGAGUACGCCGCGCUGGGGAACCUCAGAGAGUAUCUACGCGCUCGCCGGCCUCCCGCCUCCGAGUACUCGGGCAAGGCGGCGCCGGGCGGCGUGGAGCUACGAGAGCUGGUGUCGGCGGCAUACCAGGUGGCCCGAGGAAUGUCCUACCUGGCGUCCAAGAAGUGCGUCCACCGAGAUCUGGCGGCCCGCAACGUGCUGGUCACCCACGACAACGUGAUGAAGAUCGCCGACUUUGGCCUGGCCAGAGACGUGCACCACGUGGACUACUACAAGAAGACCACCAACGGUCUGUUGCCCGUCAAGUGGACCGCACCCGAAGCGCUGUUUGACCGCGUCUACACGCACCAAAGUGACGUGUGGUCUUACGGUGUCCUGCUUUGGGAGAUUUUCACACUGGGAGGUUCUCCUUAUCCCGGCGUUCCUGUUGAGACCCUCUUCAAGCUCCUGAAGGAAGGUCACCGCAUGGAAAAGCCUUUGGCGUGCACGCAUGAGAUCUACGUCCUGAUGCGAGACUGCUGGCACGCCGUCCCGUCCUGUCGGCCAACUUUCCAGAGACUGGUGGAAGAUCUGGACAGAACGCUAGCUCUGGUAGCUAAUCAGGACUAUCUGGACUUGUCCCUCAGCCACAACCCUCUGCUUGGCUCCUCCCACUGGACCCAGGCCACGUAGACGCCAUCUGUGUUGUCUAUAAUGGCAAUGUUGUAAAUAAGUGUCAAUACGAGGGAGAGACGUGUCAAUCAAAGGCUUUCUGUCUUGUUGGUGAGAGUUUGAUUGACAGGGAACAGAAAACACGCUUGAUGCUUCAAACUUUUAAUUUAUGCAAAUGAGGUCACAUAAAGGCUCUAAAAAGACGCUCCGUGUCCGGCACGAAGGCGUCCUCGAGAAAAUAAAUAUCUGGAUUCCUUCUUCUACUGGUGGCCGCUUGGCCCCGCCUCCUGGCCCUGCAGCGAGCGCUUCUUGGCAAAGAGGUGGGUGGGGUCGCGACCGUGAAAGCCGGGCUGGACGUUGAAGACGGGGACGUUCCUCCAGCUGGCCGGGUUGCUGAAGGCGGCGGCGGCCUGGCCGGCGUCGCACUCUUUGUUCUGGACCAGCUGGAGGAAGGUCUCCAUGUCGGGCCCCAAACGGGCCAGCAGGCCACCUCGCACCGCCCCCACCGUCUGCUCGUCGCACGCCUGCAGCGUCUGAAGCAGCGUGCUGUAGUACCUGGACACAGCAGGGGUCGCGGGUCAAUAAGAGUAGUCUUCAUUGACUUGGGGGCGUGUCCUUACCUGUUUGGGAAGUGGGCGGGCACCUGCACCACCUCCCCGAAGGCGUCCGGGUUGGUGCGAGCGACCGUGCAGAUGUCCAGGCUGCUGAAGCACUCCUCCUCCACCUGAGGCACGCAAACACAAGUCAGUCAGGGGGGGGGCGGGGUUUGAGGGCGGAGCCUAAACGUGUCCCUUCCGCUGACCUCAGCGAUCAUCCUCUGGAAGAUGUUGCAUCGGCGGAUGGUUUGGAAAACCUUGUUGCCGAUUCCCUGAGCGAUGCACUGCAGACUCUUCUUGACGAAAGUUUUACCCUGCAAACAUACACAGUUUGACAUCUAAUCCCUCUUUUUUUUAUCUCGAUGAAAAAAUAAACAAAUAUUUUUCCGACCUACAAUGUGUGGUAAAAUCGUGAUCCGUCUCUUCGCCAUACCUGCCAACAACUACGCUUUUCCCGUAAUGAGUACGGUUUUUGAUAAUCCAGUGGUAACAACUACCGUUUUCCUUUAAAAAUGAUUAACUUAAAAAUGGAAGCUAUUAGAGAUGCGCGGUUUGCGGGCACAACCGCGGAGUCCGCGGAUUAUCCGCGGAUCGGGCGGAUGAAAUAAAAAAAAAAAAGAUUUUAUCCGCGGGUCGGGUCGGGCGGUUGAAA
Molecule: messenger RNA, 4284 nt
Organism: Nerophis lumbriciformis (worm pipefish)
Lineage: Eukaryota; Metazoa; Chordata; Actinopteri; Syngnathiformes; Syngnathidae
Gene: fgfr1b
Product: fibroblast growth factor receptor 1b
Biological process (GO): protein phosphorylation; positive regulation of kinase activity; fibroblast growth factor receptor signaling pathway
Cellular component (GO): signaling receptor complex; plasma membrane
Molecular function (GO): fibroblast growth factor binding; fibroblast growth factor receptor activity; ATP binding
Source: RefSeq, a predicted model, not a curated record